This is a messenger RNA of Egretta garzetta (little egret), 2007 nucleotides long. It is a transcript of the gene ABCG8, whose product is annotated as ATP binding cassette subfamily G member 8. Lineage: Eukaryota; Metazoa; Chordata; Aves; Pelecaniformes; Ardeidae. Gene Ontology annotation, cellular component: plasma membrane. Gene Ontology annotation, biological process: cholesterol homeostasis. Gene Ontology annotation, molecular function: ABC-type transporter activity; ATP hydrolysis activity; ATP binding. The record is from RefSeq and is a predicted model, not a curated record. The transcript has 13 exons. Bases 1 to 2007 code for a protein of 668 amino acids.
AUGAAGGAAGCCACUGAUAACGUCUCUCUGGACAGUGCUGGCUGGAGCCAGGUGGCAUGCAAGGGCUUGCCGGCUCAGGAUACUAUUUUUUGCUCUGAAGAAGAUAACAGUCUGUAUUUCACAUACAGUGGAAAACCAAACGUUCUCGAGGUCAAAGAACUCAACUACCAGGUUAACAUGGCAUCCCAGAUUCCCUGGUAUGAAAACCUCGCGCACAUGAAAAUGCCAUGGACCUGGAAAUCGGAUCCCCGUUCUCAUGUAUCAAUAAUUCAGAAUCUGAAUUUAAAAGUUCAGAGUGGUCAGAUGCUAGCUAUUAUAGGAAGCACCGCUGGUGGAAAGACAUCUUUGCUUGAUGUGAUAACUUGCCGGGAUCAUGGAGGCAAAAUCAAGUCUGGUCAAAUCAUGAUCAAUAACAAACCAAGCACUCCCCAUCUUGUUAAGAAAUGCAUCGCACACGUGCGUCAGGAUGACCGACUGCUCCCCCACCUGACUGUCAGAGAAACGCUAUUGUUCGUUGCCAAACUGCGCCUUCCAAAGUUUUUUUCAGACUCACAAAGGAAAAAAAGGGUAGAAGACGUUAUAGCAGAACUACGCUUGCGUCAGUGUGCAAACACCAGGGUAGGGAACGAGUACCUCCGCGGUGUUUCGGGAGGCGAGAGGCGGAGAGUGAGCAUCGGUGUGCAGCUGCUCUGGAAUCCAGGAAUACUCAUACUCGAUGAACCCACAUCUGGACUGGACAGUUUUACUGCACAUAACCUUGUGAUAACAUUAUCCAGACUGGCCAGAGGAAACAGAUUAGUUCUUCUUUCACUUCAUCAGCCCCGGUCAGAUAUCUUCCAAUUGUUUGAUUUAGUUCUUCUGAUGACUUCUGGAGUCACUGUCUAUUCUGGAACAGCUCGAGACAUGGUUCCGUAUUUCACAGAACUAGGCUAUCCCUGCCCAAGGUACAGCAAUCCUGCAGAUUUCUAUGUUGAUUUGACCAGUAUUGAUAAACAGACUGCAGAAAAGGAGAUGGAAAGCCGAGAAAGAGCAAAUACUCUUGCCAACUUGUUCCUAGAAAAAGUCAAAGAUUUUGAUGAUUUCUUAUGGAAAGUUACUGAAGAAGAUAAUGUUGCGACCACAUUCAGCAAGCAAAGGUCUGAUUUAAACUCAGAAGAGGCUAUCAACAUGCCUCACCAUUCAAGUGAUCAGUUACCAGGAGUCUUAAAGCAGUUCAGGAUAUUAUUAAGUCGUCAAGUCUCCAAUGACUUCAGAGAUCUUUCAACGUUACUAAUCCAUGGAUUUGAGGCUCUUCUCAUGUCAUUAUUAAUUGGAUUUUUGUACUAUGGCCAUGAGAAAACCAGACUCUCUAUUCGUGACACAACAGCAUUGUUGUACAUGAUAGGUGCACUAAUCCCAUUCACGGUGAUUUUGGAUGUUAUUGCCAAAUGUCAUUCAGAAAGAGCCAUGCUUUAUCAUGACUUGGAAGAUGGAAUGUACUCUGUUAGCCCAUACUUCUUUGCUAAGGUAACUGGUUUUUGUUGUUUCGAGAUUAUAAUUCAACUUAUUUUUCUGUUUGGUUUUUUUUUGGUUUUUUUUUUUUCCUCCCUUCGGCUGGCUGUAUACAGUGCCCGCACGAUGGCACUUUGGAUGGCAGCGCUGCUGCCAACGUUACAGCUCUCGGCCUUCUUCAGCAACGUCCUUUUUACAUCAUUCUACCUGAGUGGUGGUUUUGUGAUAAGCCUGGAAAACCUCUGGACGGUUCCAUUUUGGUUUUCUAAAAUCUCUUUUCUCCGAUGGAAUUUUCAAGGCAUGAUGCAAAUUCAGUUCACUGACCUCAGAUACGAAAUGACUGUUGGAAAUACUACAUUUCAAAUACCAGGGAAACUUGUCAUUCAGGCCCUGGACCUGGACUCCCAUCCUCUCUAUGUAAGCUACCUCGUCCUCGCUGGUAUCAUUUGCAGUUUCCUGCUUUUGUACUACUUAUCCCUGAGGUUCAUCAAGCAGAAGUCAAAUCAAGACUGGUAA